AUGGCUACCCGCAGACGCUCAGGUACCGCAAAGCCAAGCCCUCGCCGCGCUCGUCUUGUCUUGUCCUCACCCCUCCCCCCUUGCUCAUGGACCCCGACACACAACUCAACCUCCGAACGCUCCACCCAGAUCCACCUCUCCACUGUCUUGAACCGGAUGCGUUGUGUGCAGCUCGCUUCUCGCCGCCUCCUCCUCCUCCUACACACGCGCACACCACACCUGAGGAUCUCGACAUCCACCUGGCUGCAUCAUGGAUCAUGGCCACCCCCCCGGAAAGGCCCAUAG
Colletotrichum orchidophilum is the source of this 285-nucleotide messenger RNA. RefSeq lists its product as uncharacterized. The transcript has 3 exons. The coding region runs from base 1 to 285 and encodes 94 amino acids. Lineage: Eukaryota; Fungi; Ascomycota; Sordariomycetes; Glomerellales; Glomerellaceae. The record is from RefSeq and is a predicted model, not a curated record.